AUGCCAUCAAAAAUACAUUAUGAAAAGUACGCCAACUGGCGUCCCUUCUGGAAAAAGCUUAAAAGAAAAAAAAACGACCAAAUAUAUAAUGUUGUAAAUGUUUCCAUAGAAGAAUUCACAGCUACUACAAACUACCUUCGUAAUCGGCUACCAUUCGAACUUACCACACCAAAAGUAGCAAUCAUAUGUGGUUCAGGACUUGGACAAUUGGCUGAUGUUAUCGAAAAUAAAGUGGAAUUCGCUUAUGAAGAAAUACCUGGGUUUGUUUCCAGUACAGUGCAAGGCCAUGUAGGAAAACUUAUUUUUGGUCUGCUUGGUGAUAAAAAAACACCAACAGUUUGCAUGGCCGGAAGAUUCCAUUUUUAUGAAGGGUAUACACUUCAACAGGUUACAUUCCCUGUAAGAAUUUUUAAGAUUCUAGGUGUGGAAGUAUUAAUCGUCACAAACGCGAAUGGGGCAAUAAAUAAAGACUUCAAAGUUGGCACUAUAGGCGUAAUAAAUGAUCAUAUUUCUCUCCCUGGUUUAGCCGGAAGCAAUCCCUUAUUUGGUCCGAACUUGUCUGCUUUCGGAACGAGAUUUCCACCAAUUUUCGAUGCAUAUGAUUAUAAUCUUCGUGAAAUUGCAUUCAAAGCUGCAGAAUCCCUGAAAUUCCCUAAAGGAACUUUGAAAGAAGCUAUAUACGCCUUUUACGCCGGACCUUCAUUUGAGACCAGGGCUGAAGCAAGGUUCUUAAAAUCAAUGGGUAGUGAUUUAGUGGGGAUGUCCACUGUGCCUGAGGUUAUUGUGGCAAGGCAUUGUGGAAUUAGGGUAUUAGGUUUUAGCUUGGUGACUUGUAUGCUAAGCAUUGCGAAAGUUAAAUGUGCGGAUCCUGCAGAACAGGAUUUAAAUUAUGUAGAGGAGCCACAAGUGAAUCAUGAGGAGGUGCUUCAAGUUGGAAAAGAAAGAGCUUCGGAUAUGCAAAAAUUGGUUGGAACUAUUGUGGACUUAAUUGCAUAA
Messenger RNA from Dentiscutata heterogama, 996 nucleotides. The record is from the annotation of a GenBank genome assembly. NCBI's taxonomy places the organism in Eukaryota, Fungi, Glomeromycota, Glomeromycetes, Diversisporales, Gigasporaceae.